This is a messenger RNA of Synchiropus splendidus (mandarinfish), 2021 nucleotides long. RefSeq names its product methyltransferase like 25B (gene mettl25b). The transcript has 8 exons. Gene Ontology annotation, biological process: rRNA modification. The record is from RefSeq and is a predicted model, not a curated record. Gene Ontology annotation, molecular function: rRNA (adenine-N6,N6-)-dimethyltransferase activity. NCBI's taxonomy places the organism in Eukaryota, Metazoa, Chordata, Actinopteri, Syngnathiformes, Callionymidae. Bases 477 to 1961 code for a protein of 494 amino acids.
ACAUCAAUUUAAGAAAUUGUCUAAAAGUAGCGGCAUAACCUGCAGCGGACCCGAACCAUAACCAGGAGGGAAACGAACGUAAACUGGCCGUGCUGCUUUCACGGACACAGGGAAGUUUUCCUCCUCAACCGGAACUGUUUGGAAUAUACGUGUUUACUUCCGGGGUAAAGGGGUGAAUUUCGAAUCACCUCGUAGUCUGUCCAGAAAAUCAUUGGUGAUAAAGAAUUAAGCGCCAUUACUCGGAUAAUCUACACUUUUUAACCGAUAGCAAUAGUUCCGGUUUGAAUUACCUGAUGUAUCUGAAGUCAACACCUCGCCACUGGGGCAUACGGAGUUUCUCAUCGUGAGACUUGCUUCUUCUCACGCACAACACUCGAUUUAAACACUCGGUGGCUUUAAUGUCAGCCUGAUACGUCAGUAACGUGUGCUGGGGAGCUAGGGCUCAGCGAUAGCUCAGCUCUAGCUCUGCUAAAACAAUGUUGACAUGUGAGCAGCAGAAAGACCUGGCGACAACAAUUUCUCACUUUUUGUCAGAAAACAGAAGAUUUACUGACUCUUUUAUAAUAGACUUCUUCACAGAGGAUUUGUGGGGGAAGCUUCCAGAGAGCUGGAGAUCGGUUCUGGAUGACCUGACGUAUCCUCAGGUUGCAGACCUUUUAUUGGACCGUUCCCUCACUCAGAGAAGGUAUCCCAGCGUGUGGCCGCUGAGCCUUCUUGCCCAUCGGAGCGCAGCACAUGCGCUGGCCUUCCCAAGGGGUUCUGGUUCCAAGACUUGCGGUCGUCAUGCCCCUGAGGAGUUCCUGCAGAACCAGAGCCAGAGUUCUCUGCUGGAACACAUCUUUAGGAAACAUGUCAAACCUAAGAAGCAGCACGAGAUCUGCAGACUGGGCGCGCUGGUGAAGCGACUGAGUGAGGAGACCGAGGUCAGCAGAGUCGUGGACGUUGGUUCUGGACAGGGGCACCUGACCCGCCUGCUCUCCUUUGGCCUCAGACUCUCGGUCACGGCCAUCGAGGCUGACCCGGCGCUGGUCGCCACAGCAACCAGGUUUGAUGAGGAGCUACGCCGGACUUUAGAAAAGCGAGAGACCUGGGACACAGCAGCUCCUCCGUCUCUUCCUCGUCACGUGGCAGGCUUGGUGAAGCCCGGUGCAUCAUGGGGGGACCUGAUCCAGCAGCUAGACUUCCAGGACACUCAUGAACAUGGUAACAAGAGACUGAGAGGCUCUGAUGGUUACCCACCGGUGAGUCCAGACUUUCUCCUGACUGGCCUUCAUGCCUGUGGGGACCUGAGCACCACCCUGCUGCGACACUUUGUCCACUGUCCUCACGUCCGUGGGAUCACGUCUGUGGCCUGCUGCUACAUGAAGGUCACCACAGCGGAUGACCCAGCUCCUCCUGGAUCCGUGGGAGCCCCUCAGACAUCACAGCAGGACUGUCCUCCACAAUUUGGGUACCCAAUGAGCUCUUUGGUCCGGUCUCUACCGGGUCACCAGCUGUCGUACAGGUCCCGAGAGGCGGCGUGCCACGCUCUGGAGGAUUACCUCUGCAAGCUCCGCCAGCAGAGCGCUGUGCUGCGGGCACAUGCUUAUCGUGCCACUCUGGAGGCCUUCAUCAGAGAAGUGAGACCUGAUCUGAGCCGUGCCGGGAUCCAGACCGGAAGGAAGUCCCACCUGCUGCCGUUUGCAGACUACGCCCGUCUGGGUCUGGCCCGGGUAGGCCUGAGCCCGGACCUACCAGUGGACUCUCAGAGAGUGGAGUCCAUGCUGCGGCAUCAGAACCGAGUGGUGGUGUUCUACAGUCUCUGUCUGCUGCUGAGUCCUGUGGUGGAGACCCUGGUGCUGCUGGAUCGGAUGCUGUUCCUACAGGAGCACGGCUUCCAGUCUCAGCUGGUUCCGCUCUUUGAUCCGGGCUUUUCUCCCAGGAACUUGGUUCUGGUGGCGUUGAAGACUCCAGCAAGUUAAAACUGCUCCCUGUGGUGCUUUUCCAGAGUUUUCUACACUGUUUUUUAAUGACAAUAAAAC